Messenger RNA from Boleophthalmus pectinirostris (great blue-spotted mudskipper), 5830 nucleotides. It is a transcript of the gene b4galnt4a, whose product is annotated as beta-1,4-N-acetyl-galactosaminyl transferase 4a. Lineage: Eukaryota; Metazoa; Chordata; Actinopteri; Gobiiformes; Gobiidae. Gene Ontology annotation, cellular component: Golgi cisterna membrane. Gene Ontology annotation, molecular function: acetylgalactosaminyltransferase activity. The record is from RefSeq and is a predicted model, not a curated record.
AUCUCCAGCGCUUUAGCGUCUAGCUGCUUGUCGCUCAGACCAACCCGAUUAUGAGGAUGACAGCUGAUCGCCCCUCCUCUCCUUGGACUUCAAUAAAAACGCGCUUCAUCUGUAUCCGCUGCCUUGUCCGGGAGCUGCACGGUCUCACUUUCAACUGUGUGUAACAAUAGACCAAGCUCCGAUUACAUUUGGUCUUUGCCACCACACGCUUGCCUGUGACCAGUUUCGUCUUUGUUAAAGGCAACAUGCAUUGACUCGUCCCGGUUUUUCUGGACCGUGCAGCUUAAUCCAGUUUGCACUGAUUUGAAAAAAAGAUUAAACUCCUCCAGAAACCGCUGUCGUUUGGCUUUGUGGUGAUGCGAGAUCCCGUCGCCUCUCAACACAGUUCCUCGUGCUCUUGGAGACUUUGCGCUAAAACCGUGGCUCCGGAUGAUCCUUGAGUAGCCGUAAAAUAAUGAGCGCCGCGGUGUCACCAAUGGCUUGAGCUCCAGAGGAUUUGUGUAGAUUAUCGCCGGACUGCUAUUUUGUUCACUGGGUCACACUGUUAAGCGAACUUAGCCGCUUUUGAUGUGUUGCCUUUUCCCUGCUGCCCUGAAGUCUGUUUACUACUAAUAGGCUACUACAGUUCUUAAAGAAAAGGGGAGUGCGCGCCAGCCAUGAGGUGUUUAUAUCCACGUCUGAGGACAGGACAAGUUUGGCGCUGCCGUCAUCCAGUGGAUCCAGUGAAGUGAUCCAGUGAAAUGAUCCGCGCUGCUGUAACGCUGUAGCUUUACUCCGCGUGUUUACUCGCCGGGUGCCUGGGAUGCCAGCGGCGUGACUGGGACAAGUAUCCCCCCCCUCAGCAGCGCCUCUUUCGCGGCACAUUGCAGACAUUAUAGCGGGUGACCACCGUAGGAUGUUUCAGCGAGGAUGUUGCGCUUUCCCGUAAAGAAGAUCCGGAAGCAGUUUAAGCUCCUCUUGCUCCUGGUGCUGCUCACCUCUGCCGUGUGGUUUACCUACCUGCACAUCAAUCAGGGCAAGACUAUCAAACUCCACUUCAAUUACGGGAAAGAUGGAGAGAGACAGACGGAAGGGACUGAUGCCAGCCGAAAGAGAGACACGCGCUCAUCCGCCGGACACCACAAGAACGAAGACACCAGCGACAGCAGAGAGGACGAGGCAGCGGAUGAUGAGCCAAUCAGAGGCGCAGACGGCAGGAGCGGCACACACCUCCGAAAGUUCCUCAGCCUGCACCACAAAAAGUUACCAUGGAAACCAGAGUUUAAAGGCCAGGCCAAUCUGCAUGUGUUUGAGGACUGGUGUGGUUCGUCUGUGGCACAGCUACGAAAGAAUUUGCACUUUCCUCUUUACCCCCAUACGAGGACCACAGUGAAGAAACUGGCAGUGGCUCCAAAGUGGAAGAACUACGGCCUGAGAAUCUUCGGUUUCCUUCACCCUUACAGAGACGGUGACUUCCAGUUCUCUGUGUCGUCCGACGAUAAUUCAGAGUUUUGGCUGAGCUCCGAUGAGAGUCCUCUGAACGCUCGCCUGCUCGUCUAUGUGGGACAGCUGGGCACAGAGUGGACCGCUCCCGGCGAGUUCAACAAGUUCAGAUCUCAGUCGUCCAAAUCUGUGCACCUGAUUUCUUCAAGACGGUACUACUUUGAAAUUCUGCACAAGCAAGAUGACAAAGGAUCAGAUCAUGUUGAAGUUGGGUGGCGGCCGUUUCUCCCCGGUCUGAAGUACGAAGUGAUUGACUCUGCCUACAUCUCCUUGUACACAGAUGAGUCGACUUUGAAGAUGAACAGCGUGGAGCACAUCCCCCAGACCUUGGCCAGUCACAUCCGUCUCCCCGAGCAGUCUGCGCCUCCGAGCUCCCAGCACGGGGCUGACAUGCUCAAGCCAGACCCACGGGACACCUUCUAUAGCAUUCCUAUGAUUGACCCUGCCCGUCUGGAGAACGUGCUGCCGGCCUGUCUCUACUCCCCGACCUACGUGGUUAAAGACUUCCCCAUCGCACGAUAUCAGGGUCUGCAGUUUGUUUAUCUGUCUUUUGUGUAUCCCAACGACUUCACUCGUCUGACACACAUGGAGAGAGAGAACAAGUGCUUCUACAGAGAAUCUCCUAUCUACCUGGAACGGUUUGGUUUCUACAAAUACAUGAAGAUGGAUGAGGAGGAGGAUGACAGGCCUUUCUUUUUCCCCAACCCAGAUGAUUUCCUUGAGGAGGAGGAAGUUGUAGACACCGAAGAUGAAGCAGAGAUUGUUGGCACUCCUCCGCCUAAAAAACCCAGCCAAACCAGCCACACAUCCAACCCCGAGCACCCCCGUCGCUCCAGGCCUGCUUCCACCGCGGGAGCCAGGGAACCGGAGGAAGAGGAGGCUGACGAGGAUGAAGAUGCGUUAAACAGAAUUAUGCAACGGAGAGGGAGACGCCACUUUGUAGAUCGAGAUAGAGAGUGGGUACGAGGAAACAUUGGAAAAGUGCCUUCUGAAAUCCAACACGGCGCUUUCCAGUCCGAUGCGUACAGCGUGGUGCGAGGCAGAUCCUUGUCUUGGAUCAGAACCGGCCCCGAGGAACCAGAAGGAGAGAAGGACGCUGAAUCUCCACCUAAACUUAACAAAAAUUCCUUGCUUUUUCCACAAAAAUCGCACCUUUCCGUUCUCGCAAACCGUGCCAAGCAAAUCCUCACGAACUCCGCUCAUAACAACAACCUCCAUGAAAAUAAAAAGAGAGAAGAGAGUAAAAUCUACAUAACGAGACCUCGACCAGCUAAAGAAAGAGAGCGGGAGCGCCGGGAGAGGAGGGAGGAACGAGAAAAGGCCUCUCGACAUCCUAGAGAAGUUUUUCCAGGUGUGUUUUUGUAUCAGAACGGAAAAACUACCAAACUUGUCAAUGUUGGAGCAAAGGGACACACAACAGGAGGGAGGAAUUAUGUUAGUCCACCUCUUUGGCCUCCGCUGAAAGACAAAACUGGUCCGCAAAAUGGCAGCAAACAAAACGAAAGCGUGCACAAGGCUGUAAUGGAAAAACAGAUCGAGAAAACGAAAAGAAAAGGAGAUUAUCAAGCUAUAAAGAAAACAGUGACUCCUCUACCUCCUGUGAACACGACGCACAACACACAAAUACGUGUUACAUCUUACCUCAGAACUUCAGAGAUUACAGAAUCACACCCAAGGGACCAAGCGGACCCAAACCCGCCGGAAUUUGACCCGGAAAUCAACAGGUCCAACCCGGAUCCGGACCAGGAGCCUGACGCGGAGCCGGAGCCGGAGGAAGGCGAGUUGUCAGACUACAGUUAUGAGGAGGUGGAGCCGAGGCCGGGUUGGGUGGAGGAGAGCAUCAACUGGCAACGCACUUUCUCGGUGAACCCCAUGGACUUCGAGCUGCUCAGGUCAGACUGGAAUGACCUGCGCUGUAAUGUGUCUGGGAACCUGCAGCUGGCGGAGAGCGAGGUGGUGGACGUGUUGGCGCAGUACAUGGAGAAACUCAACGAACGCAAUGGAGGUAUCUACACCCUCCUUCGCAUCAUAAACGUGGAGAAGCGGCGUGACUCUGCGCGGGGGAACCGUUACCUGGUGGAGCUGGAGCUGAUGGAGCGAGGGCGCAGCGUGGUGCGUCUGUCCGAAUACAUCUACCUGCUUUUGCACCGCGGCCGACAGGGAGACGAGAGCCCGGAGAACACAGACUCUGUACUGGCCUCAGCUCCGGCCGCUCCCACCAGCGCCCAACCCAACCACGCCACCACCACACCCCCCUCCAACAAGCCCCCCGCCCGCCCCGCGCCCACGGCCUGGAGCACCGCCUACGCCAAGCCCCUGCUCUGCCAGCCCGUCAUGCUGCAAUGGAGGAGAGAUGUAAUGGUCCACUUCGUUGUGCCAGUGAAAAACCAGGCUCGCUGGGUGCAACAGUUUAUCUCGGACAUGGAGAAUCUCCAUCGUCAGACCAAGGACGACAAUUUCAGCAUCAUUAUCGUUGACUUUGAGAGUGAGGACAUGGAUGUGGAGCAGGCGCUGAGAGAGAGCAGCGUGCCCAGAUACGAGUAUCUCAGGAGAGAAGGAAACUUUGAGCGCUCAGCUGGACUCCAGAUCGGGGUUGACACCAUAGAGGACAACCACAGCAUCGUGUUCCUGUGUGACCUGCACAUUCACUUCCCCAUGAACAUCCUGGAGAGCAUCAGGAAACACUGUGUGGAGGGACGUCUGGCCUUCGCCCCCAUCGUCAUGAGGCUGAGCUGUGGCAGCUCCCCACAGGAGCCUGAUGGUUAUUGGGAGGUAAAUGGAUUUGGCCUUUUUGGAAUCUACAAGUCUGAUUUUGAUAAGAUCGGUGGGAUGAACACAGAAGAGUUCAAAGACCGCUGGGGAGGAGAGGACUGGGAGCUGUUGGACAGAGUGCUACAAAACGGGUUAGAAGUGGAGCGGCUUCGUUUGAGGAACUUUUUCCACUACUACCACUCCAAACGGGGCAUGUGGAACGCUCAGAACAAGAAAAGCCCUAAAGGAUAGCACCACCCGCUGGUCAGGAGGCCUAAAGACAAAAGACAAAAAGCAGCAGAUCCACUGUGAGUGAGUGAGGGAGCCUUCUCACUGCUUAAACUCUGCCUUUAGGAAACAAGCCUGUGUUUCACCAUCGGCCUGCGCGGUGAGGCCUGAAUGAGGAACUGGACCAGGAUUUUGAAAGCGUUUCGUUGACGCGUUUUGACUCACUGACAUUGCCUCACUGACUCGACUACUGUCCACAGAGAGGAUUUUUGUGCGACUUCUCUCUGUUCUUUUUGGUGCAAUCUCUAAAGACAGACUGUCAAUCAGCUAUUGUGUGUGCGUGCUUGUGCGUUUGUCUGCGCGGGGGUGAAUGCGGGUCUGAUUUUGUGUCCGGAAGCACCUUUUGUACAAGUAAAUGGGACAGGAAGACAACCUAAGAUCUUUUCUGAAAGCUCUCGUCCGCCGAGAGCUUAACUGAAUGUUUCAACAAUAGAUCAGAACUGGUGACAUAGGUGACAUAGGAAACUGUUUUACAUCAAAAAUAUUUCUAAGUGAACUACUACCUGUUGAAUAUCAUUAAUAAAGUGAUGUUUGUAAAGCACUUCUGGUACGUAGGUUGUGGCUUGUCACAUCAGAUAAUUGAGUUUUUAGCGAGGACUCUGCUGAACCUGCCAUCCAUGUUACCUUCAUAUUUUUAUUUAUGUAUUUAUGUUUCAGAGUUUAUUUGGCCUUGCUGCUUAUUAUGUCCAGGAGACUUGUUUUAAAUUAACUUCAGGGUUUUGUCAAAUUAUUUAAAUCUGAUUUCUUCUCAUGGCUUUGUACAUAGUUGGUGUACUAAUGAUUGGGUGCUUUAGUUCUCAUACACUGUACUUGUGAACAGUUUACACAUUUAACUCUGCUAAUGAUGUCUUUAAAGUCACCAAAAUCAUAAAAAUAAGAAGCUGUACAUGAAAUACUGGCCUAAUUACUCAACGUUACAGAUUGGACCUAGUUUAAAGGUGCAUUGUGUGGCUUUUCUGGUAGAGGGUUCGUCAAAAACUUCUCCGUGGAGACGUUAUUGCUUUGUCUGAUGCUUGAUUUUGUAGUUAUUUUUGAGCUAUAAAACCACCUGUAAUUCAGUAAAUGACAGGUGACUAACCCCUAAUCAAAAAGUUACACAAUGCACCUUUAAAUGUUAACUUGAAAACGCAACAAUUCUGAGGGAAAAUGAGUGAAAUUUGAUUACGAAAAGGGUUCUUGCUUCAUGGUACUGUGUAAUACAAGAAGGCAUGUUAUCCCUGUAAGAGUGCCUUGUUCAGUAUCACUGUAGUUUAUACAUGACAAACCAGCUCUGAACAGGAUUUGGGUAGGAACAGAUCCUUUAAAGGGC